GAUGGUUCUAAGUGACUCUACUGAUCACCAAGGCUCUGACCUUAAUCCUUGUGUCUUUUCUCCCAGGGAAUGAGACAUAGCCAUAGGCUACUCUUCUGCCAAUGACCCUUCUCAAUUCCUCCUACGUCUUAGAAGAUAAGAUGUGUGAGGGGAACAAGACCACCAUGGCCAGCCCCCAACUGAUGCCCCUGGUGGUGGUUCUGAGCACCAUCUCCUUGGUCACAGUGGGGCUCAACCUGCUGGUCCUGUAUGCUGUGCGGAGCGAGCGGAAGCUACACACUGUGGGGAACCUGUAUAUUGUCAGUCUCUCGGUGGCAGACCUGAUUGUGGGAGCUGUUGUCAUGCCCAUGAACAUCCUCUACCUCCUCAUGUCCAAGUGGCCCUUGGGCCGGCCUCUCUGCCUCUUUUGGCUUUCCAUGGACUACGUGGCCAGCACAGCAUCCAUUUUCAGUGUUUUCAUCUUGUGCAUUGAUCGCUAUCGCUCAGUCCAGCAGCCCCUCAGAUACCUGAAGUAUCGUACCAAGACCCGAGCGUCAGCCACCAUCUUGGGGGCCUGGUUUCUGUCCUUCCUGUGGGUUAUUCCCAUUUGGGGCUGGUCUCGCUUCGUGUCGCAGACCUUGAGGCGCCAGGAGGACAAGUGCGAGACAGACUUCUAUGAUGUCACCUGGUUCAAGAUUAUGACCGCCAUCAUCAACUUCUACCUGCCCACCUUGCUCAUGCUGUGGUUCUAUGCCAAGAUCUACAAGGCCGUACGGCAGCACUGUCAGCACCGAGAUCUCAUCAACGGAUCCCUCCCUUCCUUCUCGGAAAUUAAGCUGAGGCCAGAGAAUCCCAAGGUGGGUGCUAAGAAAUCAGGGAAGGAGUCUCCCUGGGCGGUUCUGAAAAGGAAGCCAAAAGAUGCCGGUGGUGGACCUGUCUUGAAGCUGCCAUCUGAAGACCCAAAGGAGAUGAAGUCCCCAGGUGACUCCAGCCAAGAGGAGGACGGAGACGUGGACAACCUCCACUGCUUCCCACGUAACAUUGCGCAGAUGCAGACUGAGGCAGAGGGGAGUGGCAGGGGCUACGCAGCCAUCAACCAGAGCCACAGCCAGCUUGAGAUGGAUGAGCAGGGCCUGAACAUGCGUGGGGCCAAUGAGAUGCCAGAGGAUCAGAUCCUAGGUGAUAGCCCAUCCUUCUCCCAGACAGACUCAGACACCCCCACAGAGCCAGCAUCGGGGAAAGGCAAACCAAGACGUGGGUCCAGCACAGGCCUGGAUUACAUCAAGUUCACUUGGAAGAGGCUCCGCUCACAUUCGAGACAGUAUGUGUCUGGGCUGCACAUGAACCGAGAACGGAAGGCUGCCAGACAAUUGGGUUUUAUCAUGGUGGCCUUCAUCCUUUGCUGGAUUCCCUACUUCAUCUUCUUCAUGGUCAUUGCCUUCUGCAAGAGCUGUUGCAACGAGCACGUGCACAUGUUCACCAUCUGGCUGGGCUACAUUAACUCCACAUUGAACCCCCUCAUCUACCCCUUGUGCAAUGAGAACUUCAAGAAGACAUUCAAGAAAAUUCUGCACAUUCGCUCCUAAGGGAGGCUACAAGGGGAUGCGACAAAGUGACACUUAGGAUGUCCCUGAAGGAAAUAGAGGAUGAAGGCCUGUGAGUUGCUAGGUACCUUGGCUUUCUGGGGUCAAAAGAAUAGUCUUAGGGUCCAAGUAGUUUGGAAAGUUCUUAGGCACCAUUGGAAGAAGAGCAUAUGGCCGUGGUCAGCAGAGUAGAAAGCAGAAUAUUUCCAAGAGAACUGAAUCUAGAUAAUUUCUCCUACUCCUCAGGAAAUGUGGGAGCCUCAGACUCUCAUUGUAAUUCAAGCUUUCAGACUAGAAUUAAUUGGCAACUAAAGGGACAUGUGGGUAGAGUUCCAUUGGAGAAUUAGAUGGAACUCGGGAGCCUUCCUGGAAUGGAGAUAUAUGACUGUGCAGAGACCUUACAUGCAGACAAAUGCUGGCCCUUCCAUGGGUCACCUUGAGAGGCAUGACAGCUAUUCCACUGUGACUGCCACUUCUCGGAACACCUCUCUUCUGAGCCCUUUUUACAGCUUUCUCCAGAACCAGUGUCUGAAACACCCUGGACAUUCUGCCUUAUUAUUUAACACUCACACAUGUCUUAGAGUCGAUAGGAAAUUAUGCAGCUUGUAUAUCCAUCAUUUUCAACCCCAAAUUCCUUUUGGCUAUUAAAAAAUAAUGAUAAAAACUG
This is a messenger RNA of Ceratotherium simum simum (southern white rhinoceros), 2229 nucleotides long. NCBI's taxonomy places the organism in Eukaryota, Metazoa, Chordata, Mammalia, Perissodactyla, Rhinocerotidae. The record is from RefSeq and is a predicted model, not a curated record.